Aspergillus sclerotioniger CBS 115572 is the source of this 300-nucleotide messenger RNA. RefSeq lists its product as uncharacterized. The transcript has a single exon. The coding region runs from base 1 to 300 and encodes 99 amino acids. The record is from RefSeq and is a predicted model, not a curated record. NCBI's taxonomy places the organism in Eukaryota, Fungi, Ascomycota, Eurotiomycetes, Eurotiales, Aspergillaceae.
AUGAGUGACCAAAAGGCUCGCGAGAGCUUCGCGUCCAUCCUCAGCUACUACCGCCACAAUCGCGAGUCGUUGGAAAGGGUCCCAAACUGGGUUGAUGACCCUGACAGUCAGAGUAUCGUCAUUGGCUUUCUUAGGGACGCACCGACCGACGAACAAGUCGAACAGGCUAAGGAGGAACUAAAAGCUUUAAUGGCCAUAGAGGAAAUUAAGGAAACGUUGUCUAAAACGGAGAAGGAUUUGUUGACGGCGGCUUCUCUUUCUAGCCGUGCAAAACGACUGCAGAACAAGAAGGACAAAUAA